CUUUUUAUCCAUCUGUCCAGUGUCCAUCACACCCCGUUGGCCAAUGCUGAAUCUUGCAGUGCAGUCCCUGAACCCGCCUAUCAACGUUAUCCAUUCUUGUCCGCGUUUCAAGUCUGUGGAGGAAUUCUGCAAUGACCACCCCAGCCACGUUUCAAGCCAAGCUCGACAGAGUCUACCUUUUCAACAUGCCAGCGGAGAGUCUGAGAUGGGAUAUACCCGAAGGUCUAGCCGUUCUUCCACGUCCUUAAUCAGCGCAUCUGGGACCAUUCAGAGAGCGAGGACAACCUACGUUCCUGGUGACAACAUUUUAGGGAGGCAUCACCAAGUCAAGAUGGACCGCAGCCUCGGCCCGCCACGUACCCAUCCCAAGAAAUUCCUCCCCCUUUACUCCUCUCCAACGCAUCCAGAAGCCAUCAAGGCGCGAGGCUGGCCUCCCACGCGUCAUAUGGAGUCUUUGACAUCGUUCGAGGCCUUUCUCAUUCGCCUGCUCAUAUCCGUGCAGUAUGCAAGACGCGUUGGUCUCGUAAGAGACGUCUUCGCUUCGAAACUGCCACCACUGCGUCUGGCCCGCAUCCAUAUCCACCCCUAUCUAUGUACCUGCUGACCUCUUUUAUACCUGACUCCGGCCGUGAGAAUCUGGUUUGUACUCUUCUCUUGGGCGGCCGGUCAUUCCUUAACCUGAUAUCCAGCAUACUUGCGUCCAUUCCCUUUUAUUCCAGUUGUCGUUCUUUUGCCGUCACUCCUUUGACUUCCAGCAACCACUGCAAAUAUGCUUCACACUCUACUUUUCGCCCUUGGAGGGCUUGUGUCUCUCUGCACGGCAGGCUACGUGCUCGAAGAUGACUACACCGAAGACCAAUUCUUCUCGAUGUUCGACUUUUUCACAGAUGCCGAUCCAACAAACGGCUACGUGACCUACGUCGACCAGACGACAGCCCAGAGCAGUGGCCUAAUCAGCACGACCAACGGCUCGAUAUACAUGGGUGUCGACCACACCAACGUUGCCACGGGCUUAGGCCGAAACAGCGUCCGCCUGACGAGCACGAAAACCUACACGCACGGCCUUAUCAUCCUCGACCUGAACCACAUGCCCGGCGGCGUCUGCGGCACCUGGCCCGCUUUCUGGACCGUCGGAGCGAACUGGCCGAAUGCGGGCGAAAUAGACAUCAUCGAGGGCGUAAAUUCCCAGGUUGGAAAUUCAAUGGCCCUACACACCGCGUCGGGAUGCAGCAUCACCAACAACGGCCUGUUCUCCGGCAGCAUCUCCACUUCCAACUGCUUCGUCAACGCGCCCGGCCAAGCCAUGAACGCAGGCUGCCAGAUCCUGGCGGCCAACGACGGCGCCAGCUACGGCACACAAUUUAACCAGGGCCAGGGGGGCGUGUACGCCACCGAAUGGACCAGCAGCGCCAUCAGUAUAUGGUUCUUCCCGCGGUCCGGGAUUCCCUCAGACAUUUCCUCCGGCAGUCCCGACCCGAGUACCUGGGGGAGCCCGAUAUCCGCGUUCGAAGGCGGCUGCCAGAUCGACGAGUUCUUCAGCAACCACCAGAUCGUGUUCGACACGACAUUCUGCGGCGACUGGGCGGGCAACGUCUGGAGUACCGACGCGACGUGCAGCUCCAAGGCGUCGACGUGUCAGGACUUUGUGCAGAAUAAUCCGGCCGAGUUCCAGGACGCGUAUUGGUCGGUCAAGUCGCUCAAGGUGUAUCAGAGCACUGGCGGCGAAACGAGCAAUGCCACUUCGUCGGCCUUGCCACAUGGUCCUACGGCGUCUGUCUCCGCGGGCGUGCCUUGGAACAGCGGCAGCGGCGUCUCACAGAGCUGGCCUACCCCAACGGUCAGCGACGUCCCAACGGCCGGAUUCAGCCGCGGCGGCAAUGGCCGCUUUACGAAGACGUUCGGCAAUGCUGCAGAUUUUGCUGUUGCCGCAGCCUCGACUUCUGCUGCCGCUAUUGCUUCGUCGCCGUCUGCAAUGGUGCCGGCAGUCGAAUCUGACGGCUCUGUCGUCGAAGCAUCCGCUUCCGCUACCGUUGCGGACUUUUCUCAGCCGGAAAUCACUUCGGCCGCCGCUGUGACGACGGAGGCGUUUGCGGACGACCCCAACGGAAACGUCGAGUACGUCACCGUCACGGCGUUGAGAUACGAUGAUUUUGAUUUCCCCGGCGGCGGCGGCGUCAAGAAGCGCGAUGUUGUCCCCGAGGACGACCUCACCAGAGUCAAGAGGCAUAUGCAAGCGCAUAGACAUGUGCAUCGGCAUCUGCUCAAGCACGGCAUCGUCGUCGGCUCGGUCGAAGAAUGAACGUGCCAGGCGCGGGCGUACAGUACUGUACCACCGAAUGGCUGCCCGCGGUUUUGCCUGGAACUUGGCACCAGGCCAAGUCGGCGCCGGACCGUCGAUGAUGGGAAUGGGUAUGACUGCUGUCAAGGCUUCAGGUUACGCGCGAAGCCCGCGCGAUGGUCUGUGCUUUGCUUCCGCCUGUGAAGUUGGUUCCACUUCCAUUGGUGGCUGAAGCCCUCAUAGAGGCCUCAACAGUCUUGCUUCAUGCGUGCCCAGCCCACACAGUCUCUACAGAGGGUUGAACGACACACGCUCCUCGGGAGAAGCGGGAAUGCUAGGGCCACUAGUUAGGGCAAAAAGCUUUUUUACAUGGUAUGCUGGACUCUGCUUGGAUAUGGAUGGACGAGGGCUGGAUUCUUGGUCGUCCCUUGGCAAGCAAAAAUGGUUGGAGGGUAAAAGGCAUGAUGAGGCUAUCUCAUGAAACGAAGGAAGCAAUGUUUUUAUGGACUGGGACGAGAAUAUGAGCAAAAGGAUCUCUGAAUUUAGCGACAUGGGCGGCAUAUUGUCUUUGGUCUCGAUCGUCUUGAUAUACGGAGUAUAGAUAGAAGCGAUUGAAUGUUAUUCUUUGAUAACCUACCAAGAA
Messenger RNA from Exophiala xenobiotica, 2921 nucleotides. RefSeq lists its product as uncharacterized. Gene Ontology annotation, molecular function: hydrolase activity, hydrolyzing O-glycosyl compounds. NCBI's taxonomy places the organism in Eukaryota, Fungi, Ascomycota, Eurotiomycetes, Chaetothyriales, Herpotrichiellaceae. The record is from RefSeq and is a predicted model, not a curated record. Gene Ontology annotation, biological process: glucan catabolic process. Bases 770 to 2299 code for a protein of 509 amino acids. The transcript has 2 exons.